Molecule: messenger RNA, 2534 nt
Organism: Falco peregrinus (peregrine falcon)
Lineage: Eukaryota; Metazoa; Chordata; Aves; Falconiformes; Falconidae
Gene: KPNA7
Product: karyopherin subunit alpha 7
Exons: 10
Coding region: 884-2434 (516 amino acids)
Biological process (GO): NLS-bearing protein import into nucleus
Cellular component (GO): cytoplasm; nucleus
Molecular function (GO): nuclear import signal receptor activity; protein binding
Source: RefSeq, a predicted model, not a curated record
UGUGCCACCUGGGUAUGAUCAGCCUCUGAGUGUGUUUAAGCACAACCUGGCUUUAGGGAGCCCUUGGUGGUGUCUGGCUGCUCUGAAAACAUCUUGACUCCUGCUGGGUGGAAGCCUGGCACUCUCUGACAAAAGCUGCUUGAAGGGCUGCUCUUGGCCUUACUUGUGUGUAUGCCUGUGGCUCUUACUAGGAGAGGCUUAGAAAUUGUUUUCACAGGUCCCUAUUUAAAGUCUUUCAGCUGAUAAUCCUUACUGGUAGCUGGGUUUCCAGGAGAGCCCUUUAUGUAGUUGAACUUGGUUACUUCAUGCUACUGCAUGUGACUUUGUGUCUUUCCUAGUGGGGGAGUCCCAGUGUGGAAAGCUGGGCUGUGUAGUGGGGUGAGUAAGUAGGCUUGGAUGUAGCUGCUUGUCCUUAAAUCAGACCUUAAGCUGGUGACUUUGGAGGGAAGACACCUUGCCAGGUUUGGGCUGUGUGUCUAAGUAAACCUAAGAGCCCUGGGAGCAGAACUGGUGGAAGGUGGUGUUCCUGUAACUGUGGGAAGUCGGGGGGUCUGCCAUCCUUGUGGGAUUACAGCAGCCACUGUGACUCUUGUAGCCUGGCAUUAAAGUGGUAGUUUGUGCUUAUGUUUAGUUCGGUGGCUCAGUGGCAGCGUGUGAGGAUCCUUCUGAGCUCUACCUAGGGCAGGGGACCUCCAGCAUUCCCUUGCCAGGGGCUGGGGAGCAGGACAUGUGUGGCCCAGGCUGUUGGGGGAGUGUGGGGGUCCCAGACCCCUCUGUGGGUGGAGGUGGAUAUUGCCGUGUAGUUGUGACCUGACCCUGUUCUGUCCUGAACCCCAAAAGCACACAAAGGGUUUCAGCUGGCACCUCUCUCAAACCUGCCAAGAUGUCAUUCAUGAACGAGCGCAGUGAGCGGAUGAAGAUGUUCAAGAACAAGGGCAAGGACUUGGCCGCCCUGCGGAGGCAAAGGAUGGAGGUGAGCACUGAGCUGCGAAAGGCCAAGAAGAAUGACCAGAUCCUGAAGCGCAGGAGUAUUUCAUUCAGUCUCACGGAGAAGAGUCUUUCUCCAGAAGACACAGGAAAUGAGAUUAUUCAGCUGUCCUGGGAGGAAAUCGUUGAAGCCCUGAGUGGGAGCAACACCAAGCUGCAGCUGCAAGCCACGCAGGCCACCAGGAGAAUGCUGUCCAGGCAGAAUGACCCUCCUAUCAAUCAGAUCAUCAGGCUGGGGAUCAUCCCCAGGCUGGUUGAAUUCCUGACCUACGCUGACAAUGCUCCUCUGCAGUUUGAGGCAGCCUGGGCACUGACUAACGUUGCCUCGGGCACCUCUGAGCACACCAAGGUGGUGGUGGAGGCAGGUGCCAUCCCAGCCUUCAUCUCCCUCCUGUCCUCCCCACACAUGCACAUCAGCGAGCAGUCCGUGUGGGCACUGGGCAACAUCGCAGGCGAUGGUCCUCUAUACAGAGAUGCUCUUAUCAGAUGCAAUGUGAUUCCUCCCUUGCUGGCUCUGGUGUCGCCUUCAAUUCCAAUUGGGUUCCUGAGGAACAUCACAUGGACACUAUCAAACCUCUGUAGGAACAAGAACCCCUACCCUUCCCUGGAUGCGGUGAAGCAGAUACUGCCAGUCCUCGUCUGCCUCAUACAACAUGAGGACAAGGAUGUAAUUUCUGACUCCUGCUGGGCCAUUUCCUAUCUGACUGACGGCUCCAAUGACCGCAUCCAAAUUGUGGUGGAUACAGGGAUUCUCCCGAGGCUGGUGGAACUCAUGUCCAGCCUGGAGCUGAUUAUUAUGACUCCAGCUCUCCGUGCCAUUGGGAAUGUAGUCACAGGGACUGAUGAGCAGACCCAGGCAGCUAUCGACGCUGGCGUCUUGGCUGUCCUGCGCGGUUUCCUGCAACAUGCAAAGUCAACUAUACAGAAGGAAGCCGCGUGGGCGCUCAGUAACAUUGCGGCAGGGCCUUCCCAGCAGAUCCAACAACUCAUCACCUGUGGGUUAUUGCCGCCUCUGCUGGAGCUGCUCGAUAAGGGAGACUUCAAAGCUCAGAAGGAAGCUGUGUGGGCAGUGGCCAACUUCACAACAGGAGGCACAACUGAGCAGGUGGUGGAGCUCAUCCGGGCUGGGGUCCUCAAACCUCUGCUCAACCUGCUCCUGGCCAGAGACAGCAAAACUAUCCUGGUCAUCCUGGAUACCAUUUCAAAUAUCUUCUCGGUAGCUGAGAAGCUGGGAGAGACAGAAAGGUUGUGUCUGCUGGUAGAAGAGCUUGAUGGUCUGGAGAAAAUUGAAGCCUUGCAAACCCAUGAAAACAACAUGGUCUACCAAGCUGCACUGAAAAUCAUAGAGAAAUACUUUUCUGGUGAGGAAAAUCCAGAUCUGCAGCCUCGGACUAGUGAAGAUGGGCUGUAUCACUUCUCAGUGAAGAAGCAGAACUUUCACUUCUGAAGCUGAAGCACUAUAUAGCUCUGAGCUGGUGGGUGUAGGUGUCUUGGUAGAGCUGAGACAUCCAAACCCAGAGAAGCAAAGAUGCUGUCUUUAUUUUUUA